Pestalotiopsis fici W106-1 is the source of this 756-nucleotide messenger RNA. RefSeq lists its product as uncharacterized. The transcript has 2 exons. The record is from RefSeq and is a predicted model, not a curated record. Gene Ontology annotation, molecular function: iron ion binding; monooxygenase activity; heme binding. The coding region runs from base 1 to 756 and encodes 251 amino acids. Lineage: Eukaryota; Fungi; Ascomycota; Sordariomycetes; Amphisphaeriales; Sporocadaceae.
AUGACUGGAGUGUUUUUCGACUGGGGCGUAAUUCCCAUCUUUGCGGUAGCCGUUUUGACCUUGGUUCUCGUUAUCCGCAGUUUUUACCAUCUCGUCCUCCAUCCUCUCGCCAAGAUACCGGGUCCAAAAGUUUAUGCACUCAGCGACAUCCCAUUUCUGUUUCAUCUUCUCCGCGGAGAAUGGCCCUUUGUCCUAAAGAAUCUUCAUGAUCAGUACGGGCCGGUCGUACGGUACUCACCGCGCGAUGUUUCCAUCAUCACAGUAGAUGGCUGGAAGAAGAUUUAUGGGCACAAGAAUGAUUCGGCCAAGAAUUUCGAGAAGGAUCACCUCUUAUAUGAUAAACCUAGCUCAGGACACCACACCAUUAUGACUGUCAAGAAUGAAGACCACAAGCGGAUGCGUCGUCUCCUCUUACAUGCCUUUUCGGAAACAGCAUUGCGCAAUCAAGAGACUGUUAUAAAAUCCUACAUCGACCUCUUCAUAUCGCGAAUGACGGAAAAGGCCAAGGCCAAGGACACAAUCGAUCUUGUCCAAUGGUUUAACUUUACAACUUUUGACCUUAUUGGGGACUUGACUUUUGGCGAACCUUUUGGUUGCCUCGAAAAAGAGACAUACCAUCCUUGGGUCUCCAUGAUCUUCUCAAGUGUUCGUUUCACAGUUUUCUUACAACUCAUGCUUCGUUACCCGAGCCUGCAGAUUCUGGCCACCCUUCUUGUCCCUGAAAGGGUCAAGAAGGCUCAUGAAGAACACUGGUAA